Molecule: messenger RNA, 2074 nt
Organism: Setaria italica (foxtail millet)
Lineage: Eukaryota; Viridiplantae; Streptophyta; Magnoliopsida; Poales; Poaceae
Product: probable mediator of RNA polymerase II transcription subunit 26b
Exons: 9
Coding region: 400-1719 (439 amino acids)
Cellular component (GO): nucleus
Source: RefSeq, a predicted model, not a curated record
GGCCCACCCCCAACCCGCCCCGUCCCUGUCGCUCUCCAUGGUCGCCCUCCUCCACCUCCACCUCCGCCUCCGCCUCUACCUCCCCCAGCUUGGCGUAGACAGGCAGACAGAUACAGCGGCGCCGUUACCAAGAGAGACAGAUCGCGCUGCCCAAGAAAAGAAGCCGCGCGAGCUUCCUUCUCUCUCUCUCUGUCCUCCCUCCUCUCUCCUCGACGGAUCCAUCGCCGGUUGAGACAUUAAUUUUUCGCGGUUCCAUUGGAUUGGACCGAUAACCGCGAGAUCAAGAAAAACGCCUAGCAUUAAAUUCCAAGACUAAAAAUAGAACCAACCUUGAUUGACUGCAAUCUUCAAGAAAGGCGAGAGCUUUGGUUUGAUCGGCGGCGGCCGAUCUUGGCUCGGAUGGCGCCGCCGCCGCCGCCGCCGUCGCUGGAGUACUGGCGGGGGUUCUUCAGCGGUGCGCGGGCCAGCAUCUUCGACGCCAUCGACGCCGCCAUCCGGGUCGCCGCCGCCGACCACCCCGACGCCCUCCGCGCGCGCCGCGACGCCAUCGCCGAGCGCCUCUACACCGCGCUUAUCGCCCUUCCGCAGCCGGAGGCGCCGGGGCUCCCCACCCCGGGCCAGCCGGCGCUCCUCCUCCCCGAGGGCGCCGCCAGCGUCCCCAGCCUCUGCAGCUCCGACCGCGCCGAGGUCGUCACCAACGACGGCGGCGCAGCGCCGCGGAAUGACGCCGUCGUCGCCGAGGCGUUCCGCGUCAAGGCCGCUCUCUCCAAUGCCCAUGAAAAGUCGGAGGCCGAGUUGCUCGAGCUGCUUCAGAGGCUGCGCCAGCUGGAAUUCACGGUGGACGCCAUCAUGGCUACUGAGAUUGGAAUGGCGGUGAAACCGCUGAGAAAGCAUGCCUCAAAGCAGAUUCGGCAACUCAUCCGAUCGCUCAUUGAGGGUUGGAAGUCUACAGUUAAUGAGUGGGUGAAUGAUGGAGGUCCCAUUGUAGAUCACACACCACAAUCAGUGGAUGCUUCUUGCCUGGAUCAGGAAGAAGGGGGUCUGCCUUCUCCUCCAAUGGACGAGGCUGCCCUGUUUGCGACACCAUGCACUUCAAUCCAGCUAUCUGAGUUCUUCGAUGAAAUGGAUGAUGAUGGAAACAUUAGAAGUGAUGCCAAGGAGCGCACGCGGUGUAAUCCUCCAAACCAAGAGCCAGUCAGGAAGCAAUCACCUAUGGGCCAAUGGUAUGACCCAGAGCAGAAUUGGAGGCUAGAUCAGUCUGCAAUGAAGCAAUCCCGACCGAAUGAGCCAUUCAACUGGCAGACAAAGCACCAACCUAAUCCAGGGGCACAAGGGAAGCCAUCAAAUGCAGCAUUUGGUCCAGGAAGACCUCAGAUGAUGCGUUUGGAGCUGAAAGGCUCCGAAAUGAGACCAAAGCAAGAGCAAGAUGUCUCAGUGGCCCAAAGAAGACUGAAACCAACGGUGCCUAAGCAGCCAUCGCCUCGGCAGGAUGAAAAUUCUGUUCGAGCAAAGCUAGAGCUUGCAAAGGAAGCCAAGCUCGAAGCUACAAAGCGUAAGCUUCAAGAGGGUUACCAAGAAUUCAACAAUGCAAAGAAGCAGAGGACAGUACAGAUGGUGGAUCCACAAGACCUGCCGAAGCAAGGGAACCGAAACCUGGUGCUCAACGGCAAGGCAAGGAACAGCAACAACAUCUGGAAUCGGCUGGGCAUGCGUCGCUGAUUAAAUCCAUCCACCAUGUGCAUCUUCACUAAUUUUGGAUACCCACCAUCAUAUCAUCCAUCCCUUGCCAAAAGAUAAAUCCCUUACCCUUGCCAUUGGUGGUUGCUGCUUGUAACCUGGAUACAUGAGUCAGAGUGUUUUGGUUUGGUCUCAGUACACUAUGCACAUGCAUAACAACGGUAAGGCGGGAACUGAGUCACCAGGGAUGUACAUGUACUGCUUUAAGUUGCAGCCCUAACAUGUUGGGUCAUAACUCAUAAGUGGCUCGUUCGCCAAACUUUGUAGAGAUGAUGUUACAUUAUUACAUAGUGAUACUAUAGAUAGCAGCAGUUGUGACUUCUGGGACCUGCUGACA